GUCUCACUCGGGAUCUUCUCUCCUGUGUGUGGCCGUGUGGGCGUGGCUCUGUACUCAGUGUAGGGACCGGCCGCGAUUACCCGAGAACCAGCUUACUACCGGAAGGUACUGGCGCUAAGCUAAAAAAAAAGUUGAAAAAAGCACAUUUUAGAACACGGACGGACACACUCUUAUAUCAAGGUCUGAUUAUUAUAAUUGGUAAAAGGUGUUUCGACAGAGAAGCUUGUGAGCGAUAUGCGUAAAAGUCUGAAGGUUUCUUUAAAGUCGAAAAUGUAAUAGGUGGAUACCGGAAUUUGAAGUAUAAUUACAUUUAACGGAAAUGCUUUGUUCGCUCACCUAUCUAUAAUUUAUUUGCUUAUAUUAAUGAAAACAUUUUUAAAGAAUUAAGCGUAUUUUGGAACUUAAAUACUUGAAUUGUACCAGCUGAUUUUCCAAAAGAAUGACCGUAGGAACGAGAGCACGAGCUGGAAUUUAUCACGAAACACAGACCGAAAAUCUAUGUGCCCUUCACGCCAUCAACAAUCUUUUGCAAGAUGCUAUAUUCACAGCUAACGAUUUGGUCAACAUAGGGCAGGAACUAGAUAAGAACGAGAGAGCUCUAACCCAAUCGUCCUCAGGUGACGUUAACGAUAGUUUGGAACUUUCUCAGAACCUUGAUCCCAGCGGUAACUUUUCUAUACAGGUGAUCAUCGUCGCAUUGGCUUUCUGUGGAUUAGAACUGGUAUCACUGAACAGCUCCGACCCUCCAGCUAUUUUAGCAGGCCAAAACACAUACAACCAACAAGCCUUCCUCUGUCAUAAAAAUGACCACUGGUUUACAAUACGUAAGUUUGGAUCAAAAUGGUUCAACCUCAAUUCGCUACUUCCACGUCCUCAAAAAGUGUCUUGCAACGGGAGUCAUCUUUCUCUUUUCGCUACCAAGGAGCUCAGAGACAGUUACACAGGAAUAUUUGUUGUGAUUGGAAAUCUACCCAACGCCGAAAUAAACGAAUCGGAUGAAAGUGAUGAUUCUGAUCGUAGUCCUGAGGACUCUAUUGGAAUUUUACCUAUUUCAUUCAAUCAAGAGCUACAACAGUGCAUCCUCUUUGACGAUCCAGGUCGUAUUACAGAUCGGGAUCCAAUAAACCAAGAAAGUAAAUGUAGGCAAAUGGUUGCCGAUAUACUGAAGCAGUUCCAUGGAGAACGGAAAAGCUAAAUAUUGCAAUACCAAUCUUGAUACGUAACUGGAAAUAAAACAUAACACUUGUCUGGCGUUCACAAACACGUAAUGUAAGUGAAACAAAACAAAAAACUAAUAGAAUCUGAUUUGGUUUACUGACUGCAAUCUUUUUUCUUUCUUCUUAUGAUCGUUUUUA
Molecule: messenger RNA, 1355 nt
Organism: Daphnia magna
Lineage: Eukaryota; Metazoa; Arthropoda; Branchiopoda; Diplostraca; Daphniidae
Product: ataxin-3
Exons: 1
Coding region: 440-1195 (251 amino acids)
Biological process (GO): protein deubiquitination
Cellular component (GO): nucleus
Molecular function (GO): cysteine-type deubiquitinase activity
Source: RefSeq, a predicted model, not a curated record